This is a messenger RNA of Hypoxylon trugodes, 1464 nucleotides long. Its product is annotated as PCI-domain-containing protein. Gene Ontology annotation, biological process: protein deneddylation. The record is from RefSeq and is a predicted model, not a curated record. NCBI's taxonomy places the organism in Eukaryota, Fungi, Ascomycota, Sordariomycetes, Xylariales, Hypoxylaceae. The transcript is spliced from 3 exons. Bases 1 to 1464 code for a protein of 487 amino acids. Gene Ontology annotation, cellular component: COP9 signalosome.
AUGUCCGACGACGAUUUCAUGCAAGAAUCCGACGAGGAGCAGUACGACUUCGAUUACGAAGAUGAUGACGCCGACGAUUCCGGAGAUGUCGAUAUCGAAAACAAAUACUACAACGCCAAGCAAGUAAAGGCUACUGAUGCGGAAGAGGCGAUCACAGAGUUCUUAGGAAUCCCGGAGCUCGAACCCGAGAAGGGCGAUUGGGGAUUCAAAGGUCUGAAACAAGCCAUCAAGCUGGAGUUCCGACUUGGAAAAUAUGCAGAGGCCGUCGACCAUUACACCGAGCUCCUCACAUACGUCAAAUCCGCCGUCACCCGUAACUACUCAGAGAAGUCAAUAAACAACAUGCUAGACUACAUCGAGAAAGAGUCAGAGAAUGAUGAAGCUCGCCAGGCCAUGGAGCGGUUCUAUUCCCUGACUUUGAACUGCUUCCAGAAUACGAAUAACGAACGACUAUGGCUCAAGACCAACAUAAAGUUAGCCAAACUCCUCCUUGACCGCAAGGAAUACCUUUCGGUUACGAAGAAGCUACGAGAGCUUCAAAAGGCUUGCCAGCGGGAAGACGGUACAGAUGACCCUAGCAAGGGUACCUAUUCCCUGGAGAUCUACGCCUUAGAGAUUCAGAUGUACGCCGAGACACGCAACAACAAGCAGUUGAAGGUACUUUAUCAAAGAGCUCUUAAGGUGCGCUCUGCUGUACCUCACCCAAAAAUCAUGGGUAUCAUCCGCGAGUGUGGAGGCAAGAUGCAUAUGAGUGAAGAGAACUGGAAGGACGCGCAAAGUGACUUCUUCGAAUCUUUCCGUAACUACGAUGAGGCAGGAUCGCUACAGCGAAUUCAGGUCCUCAAAUACCUACUGCUUACCACCAUGCUCAUGAAAUCUGACAUCAACCCCUUCGAUUCGCAAGAGACGAAGCCUUAUCGCAAUGAUCCCCGCAUAGCGGCUAUGACGGAACUUGUAGACGCAUACCAGCGAGACGACAUGCACACCUAUGUCAGCGUACUGCAGAAGAACCAAGAUAUCUUGGCCGACCCCUUCAUUGCAGAAAACAUAGACGAAGUUACUCGUAACAUGCGUACCAAGGCAAUCGUCAAGUUAAUUGCACCAUAUACGCGUAUGAAGCUAUCAUGGGUUGCGCGUCAGCUCAAGAUAUCCGAGACGGAAGUUCAAGAUAUAUUAGGCUUCUUGAUCAUAGAUGGCAAGAUCAAGGGUAAGAUUGACCAGCAAACGGGAGUCCUAGAGAUUGAGUCGGAUGCUGAUGCCGGGCGGGUUCAUGCCAUUGAUAACUUGGCCGGUGCGUUGGCUGGGCUCUAUGCUACUCUAUUUAAGGACGGGGAUGGCUUCCGAGUAGUCGACACUCACCUUCAAUCAGAUGAUGCGACCCUAGCCCCGUUGUUUUCCAUCGAGAAUCGACGAGGGUUGACAACUAGCAAGGGUAAGAAGAACGUUAAGGGCCAUCUUGGCUAG